AUCGCAGGCCGAUCCUCAUUUCUAUCCUUUCGUGGUUCUAUUCUAUUCAAACUUUUCUUACCCGUUUAUCCUCGUCUUCUUCAUUCUCAACGCUUCACUUUUUACAUCUUUUACGAUCAUGGCUUUCCUUAAAUGCAGCAUCCUUGUCCUUGUCAUCUCUGCUCUUGCCACCUUCACCGUUGCCGCACCCGUCGCAGGCUGUGCUGCCCAAAAGUUGGCAAACGGGAACGGUAACUGUGCACCAUGUGUUGCUAUUGCCACUUGUGCAUACGACCCCGCAAACUUGCAGUGUGUCAACAAACCUGCGGGUGCUCUUCCUGCUACUCUCAUCGCCGAUAGGACUCGGUGCCCGACGCUUUCCCAGAUCGCCCAGGAGAACCCUAGUGUUGCUGUUCGUCAGAAGGCAACCGCGGAGUUUGCCAGGAUGAGGAACCAUAUCUUCGUCGGAGAGAAGGAUCCUUCAUCUGGAAGGCACACGUUUACCGCCUUCCGGGCGGCGAACAAGGAUGCUGGUCGUUGCGACAGGGAGACGAACCUUUGCGCGUUCAAGUUGACAUCCACGACUCCCAAGACUGUCUGGGAUGACCGCGCAGGAAAGUACACUCAACAAGAUGUGCAGGACAUGUGUACGACUGCGAUCACCCUCAACCUCCUGCACAACAACAACGCUGCCAGUUCUGGAGCGUUCGCCGUUCAGACCAAGUUUGGCAAGUCGAUCUGCGUUGAGCACCUUGUUACCAAGACCAACACGCCUUCGUGCUUCCCUCUCGGUAUUCACCACGCCACUCAGUUCCCUGUCGGCAAGCCUUGCACUGCUACUGGCAAUGCUGCUAAUACUCUCACUGUUGAGGUCGCUCAAGAACUUGUAAUGAGUACGCUAUCACGAGGAUAAUGGGUAAUAGUUUGGAACCACGAAAUCCUUCAGAAAGUGAAUUCGGGGGGCAACGCAUGACCCUUGCGUUAGGCUGUCGCACUUAUAGUGGACAUGAGAUCGCCUAACCAUGCCCCGAUUCCAGGUGUGAGACAUCAAAUGCCGAAAUGUAUGUACGGGGCCCAACGUUCAUCGGAAACUCCACUGCUCCGCAGACGUUGUACAGCAUCAUCUAAAGCAUAAGCAACUGCAUUUGGAUCUAGCAGCUCUCUGCCAUCUGCGAAGAGCUCACGAUAUACGCCUUCAGCAAUGUCGGGACCAUCCAUGUCGUCCAUUGGCCUGUGGUGGUAACGUUAAUUAUGUAUGACCAUAAGAAGAUACUUCGACAAAGACAUACCACAUAGUACC
Molecule: messenger RNA, 1279 nt
Organism: Somion occarium
Lineage: Eukaryota; Fungi; Basidiomycota; Agaricomycetes; Polyporales; Cerrenaceae
Source: the annotation of a GenBank genome assembly